CUUACAUAUAAAUUACUCUAUAUAAAUGGAAAAUAAUAAAGUUUAACGAUGGGGGUACUCUUGGUUACGGGAUUUUUAAGCAUGAUGAUGUAUGGUUAAUGGAAUAUAUAUUUUUUUUAAGUUUAUUUUAACUUUCCAAAUUUAAGAAUGAAACAAUACUCUUGCUCUGCCUUUUAUAUUGGUGCAGAUAAUGAACACCAAUAAGUAACAAUUAUCUCAAAUAAUGGUGCAUUGUUGAUAAAAGUAUGCUUUUUUAAUUGAAAAAUUUAUAGACAGUUCUAAACGAUUAAUAGAUGGUGUACUUGCCAGCAGGUUCAAUGGAUACAAUACUCUAUUUUGGUAGAGAAGUCAGUGAAGGUAUAUUGUUAUAUUUAUUGAAGAUUAAGAAAUGUAUACACUAGACUUAGAGAAUCCUGAGACACAAAUAAAAGUGUCAUUCCUUGUGAGUUAAAAGGAUAGUGAAGAGCUAUAAAAUCAACUAAGAGGGAAAUAAGUUUUCUUUCGUUUUAAAAAUCCACGAAUUCUUAGUUAGUUAGCUCCUGGAAUUUGUAAAAAAAGAUACUUAUGAUUAGAACUGAUUCAAACAUAAAAUAAUGUGAUGGUUGAAAAAAUGGCUGUAUUUCCAAAGAAUAUGAUAGAUUAAGCUUCGAUAAGCAGACUUGUAAGAUAUUUAGAUUAAUUAUAAGUGUUAAUUGAAACAAGAAGCUGAUAUUCUGUCUCUAUUAAAGGAGCAAGAACAUUAAAAUAUAAUUAAAUUGGAAGAAAUCGUAACAGAUGGUGAAAGUGUGUCUAUAAUAUUGGAAAAUUGUUAAGGAGGAGAUCUUUUGAAGUUGCUAAAUAAGAAAACCAUUAAAAUGGAUGUUCCUCUUGUUAUGAUAAACUUACUUACAGGUAUUUGAUUUCAUAAAUUAUUCAAUAGGUUUGAAACAUCUACAUGAAUAAAAUAUAGUACAUCGAGAUAUCAAACUUUAAAACAUACUAUUCCUUGAUGCUUAGAAUGCCAAUACUUUAAAAAUUGCCGAUUUCGGUCUUUCGUGUUUUAAAUAACAAAUUCCAUACUAUAAUCCAAGGUAUAUAUUAUUAAAUAAUUUAAUAGAUGUGGUACUCCUGGAUAUACUGCUCCAGAAGUUUACUCUUAGUAAUGUAUAUAUGAUGAGAAGGUUGAUAUUUAUAGUGCUGGAAUAAUCCUAUAUAACAUGUAAAUUUCUGAUUAAUAUCUGUUUAGGUUAACACUUAAAAACCCUUUCGGUAAUUCUAAGAAUAUCCAAGACAUUAUAAAAAGAAAUAUAAGUGGUUAAUAUGAUGAAACUCAUUUGGUUAAUGUAAAAAUUAAUAACCCUCUUGGUUAUGAUCUACUUUUAAAGAUGCUUUAGAAAGAUGCUCGUAAUCGUCCUAGUGCAAAAGAAUGCUUAUUACAUCCUUUCUUUGAUUAAGAAAUUUACGAAAUAUAGGAAGAUUAAAAUUCGAUUAAACAUGAAACUCAGAAGAGAAUUUAAACUACAAAACGUGUAAAGAUUUGAAUAU
This is a messenger RNA of Paramecium sonneborni, 1524 nucleotides long. Lineage: Eukaryota; Ciliophora; Oligohymenophorea; Peniculida; Parameciidae. The record is from the annotation of a GenBank genome assembly.